AUUUUUUUAACACUCCAAAUUGGAGUGUCAUGAAGGGUUGGACAACUUUUGCCAAAUCUAUUCCUUCCCAACGUCCUCCAUUAUUUCUUCCGCAACAAAGAGCCUGACGGUUCUCCUUCACUCCCGCGGCUCCAGCAGACUGUUCUCCUUCUCCACCAGUGAAAAGAAUAGUCUGGCCUAGUGCUAGCCCAUUGCCCAAUCCCGCCUUACCCGCCUCACACCGUCGCAGACCCGCACGCCUCCCACCGCCGCUGCUUUUCAGUCUGCUUCUCUUCUCAGCUUCUGGGACUUCUACCUGCCUCCUGCUAAUCGUCCCAGGCAGCACCGCAGUAGUUACUUGAAUUUUUUUAUGAUGGAGAAUGAAGCAUCCACAAAAGAAGUAGACCUGGUUCUGAUUAAGCAAGGAGCUGAGGCAAGAGUAUUUGAGUCUAAAUUUGUAGGCAGGAGAUCAGUUGUCAAGGAACGAUUUUCAAAGAAGUAUCGACAUCCAACUUUGGACUUGAAACUUACUCUAAAACGCUUAAAUGCGGAGGCUAGAUGUAUGACAAAAGCUAGAAGACUAGGUGUUGCUACUCCUGUACUUUAUGCUGUUGAUCCUGUUCUGCACUCCCUGACUUUUGAGUAUGUAGAAGGGCCAUCUGUGAAAGAUAUCCUCCUUGGUUUUGGUUCUAGGGGUAUUGAUGAAGAAAGGAUGGCUGACAUUGCAUUUCAGAUAGGUUAUGCAAUUGGCAAAAUACAUGAUGGUGGACUCAUCCAUGGUGAUUUGACGACAUCAAACAUGUUAAUACGCAGUGGUACCAAUCAGCUGGUACUCAUUGACUUUGGUUUAAGCUUUACAUCAACACUUCCAGAAGAUAAAGCAGUUGAUUUAUAUGUACUAGAACGUGCAUUGCUUUCUAUGCACUCUUCAUGUGGAAAUGUGAUGGAUCGGACACUUGCCGCAUACAGGAAGUCCUCUAAACAGUGGUCAUCUACUCUAAACAAGCUUGCACAAGUUCGCCAAAGAGGUAGAAAGCGUACCAUGAUUGGCUGAGCUUCCAUGCUAUUCUAUUCUACAUCAUGGUUAGGUUUUGGCUUGUAUGAUGUGCUUUAAGUUGUCCUCAAUUUUCAGUUAUUUCUGGAUACUUUUCAAGAUCUUAUAGAAAGUGGGUAUUGUUAAGGAAAGAUUAUCACUUUGUUGGAUGCACAUGCUUGAAGAUCUGAAGGAAAUUUGAUCAAGUUAAACCCACUGGAUGGUUAGGACAUAUCACAUUAAGAUUGAUGAUUUGAGUGACUUUCCGAAUAGUUAUGUAGUCUACAUGUGGAGAUUUAAAGACGCUAAUAUGGUAAUAGUUUUUUAGAGAUCGUAUGUAUCAUUUUCAUUGUUUCAAGGGUUCCCCAUUCGAAUAAUUAAAUCAUGGUACCUAGUUUUUGUUUAGUUUUGCUUUUGUUUUUACCGAGGCAAUGCUGCAGAGGGUCUGUGAAAUGUUAUAGAAGACAUAAGUUGACCCAGUCUAGAGUCGAGUUUAAAAUAGAGACUAAGAGAAAAUGGCACACACCAUGAAUGUGGUGACAUAGGCAAGCUAGCACAUUUUUUUCUCCACAUAAUACUCACUUCCUUAUAUGUUGGAAAGUUUUUAUUUUAUUCUUUUAAUAA
Cuscuta epithymum is the source of this 1636-nucleotide messenger RNA. Lineage: Eukaryota; Viridiplantae; Streptophyta; Magnoliopsida; Solanales; Convolvulaceae. The record is from the annotation of a GenBank genome assembly.